UUUAUUUUAAAAAUUUGUUUUUGCAACGAACGGUUCUCCUUUCGUCACUCGAGCCAUGAUAGGAGCCCGAGCCAGUAGCAAGCCCAUGGCUAUAGCCAGUGGCGGUGCCAGGAUCCCGGCUCUGUGGACAUGGGCCCGCGCCAAGGCGGGCCGCUCCGGUAACAUCAUGCACCUGAGAGCGCUGCUUCUGAUAGCGCUCUUGCUGCCAGGCUGUGCCCUGUCGUUCCCCGAUGGCCAGGUGGACCAAGGCAAGCAGCAAGGACUGCUUGAUGCGUUGCAGAAGCUCCGGCCGCUCAGCCUUGCAAACGGACAGCAUCAAACUGAUGGCCAGAUGGACCAAGCCCAGCAACAAGGACUACUUGAAGCGUUGCAGAAGCUCCGGCUGAUCAACCUUGCAAACGAUCGGCAUCAGAGCCAAAGGGACAUCCAUGAGCAAGCUGAACGGCAGCAGUCUCAACAGGUUUUUGGGGACAUCGCAAACGCGAGUCAGAACGCUAGGGUCUUUCCGGACUUGGACUCACUGUUAAGGAACAGGCUCAAGCGCGAUCAGUCUCUCAUGGUCCAGAUAAAUGUCUUCAAUAACGCCGGGAAAGGUUGCUGGCACAGGAGGAAGGCAUCGCCACCCACAAUUUCAUCGAAACCGGAAGUGAACGCCACGGAAACAAUUUCUGCCAUCCCAUAUAAACCUCCAGUACCUGCAUCGUCAGCAUCAGCAAAGGCUCCCGCUCCGGAACUAGGCACUGCAUCCGCACUAGCGAAUGCUGGUAUGGCAACUGAUAAUGGGCCUUUCAUUAAGUCAAAGCCACCUUUCGAGGGAUAUUCAUUAGAGCCGGUUUCUCCGACUGAAGUGGUUGGCACCAACGUAACUGAGAACACUGUCGUGGAAACCGCCCCCGGCAGCGCACUCGGAAUGGAAUCAGUUCCUUUACAGGCUCAGGGCGAGAAGGACGUCAUCCACAACUAUGCUGCGACACCCUUGGAGUACGCACCCCCCUCGCAGUAUUCACAGGAAGGUAACGUCACUUUGAACGACCUGUUGUUCACCGCUACGGACGCUACGCGCUCCCGUCCGACACCAGUGGACGCCGUGGGGAAACCGGCAAGUUAUGUACCUUUCUUUCCGAAGCAGAGUUUUGAUGACUAUCGUUCCAAUGGAGGUUCUAAGCAACCACUUUUUCCCUUGAGCAUGCGCUUCGGCCCGCCAGCUCCGGUGCUGAAAUUUACGGUGCCGCUGCUGAUACCACUUGAAGAACGCGCACAUGACAGUAGUCAACUUAAGGCAGAUGUAGACAUGCUCUUCCAGAAGCAGUUGCAGAGCAUUGAUCUGAAAGAUCCAUCUACUUGUUUACAGUCACUCAGCUUAGGCCUCAAGUGCGACGACAGUAAACAGGUAUACAGGGCUAAAGCCUCUGGAACACCUGAAUCGUCAUUAAAUAUUCCCAACGGAAACGUUGCCGCAGCCGUGCGACCCAGGAACAUUGGUCGAAAAAGCAGUGGGCCCGUCGAACAGUGCAUUUGCAGCGAUGCUGACCUUGGGGACAAAGACGGCUUCAAGCUUGGUGGCACACAGGAGUUGCUACUCAAGCCCCGAGCGGAAACCCUCGAGCGUCUGCGGCCCCAGCUUCAGCAAAAGCCACCGCUUAAGAUAUUCGGAAGCCUCCGCUACCCACCUCCCAACGAUGUCGUUUACGAAUAUGCCACAACCUACGUGUACGAGGACUACUUCCCCACGGCGUACUACGAAAGCCAGCCGCAGCCGCAGGAAACACCUCCGCCGCAGAAACCGGUGCUAGCGCCGUCGUAUCAGCAGCCACAGCCAGUGCCUCAGCUGAAGUUAGCUUCGUUGGUGCGCCCAGAAGCCGUCAGGCACGAGUCAGGCGCAGCGACGAACCACCCUCUAGGAUCCCUGUCUGUCGAGCGCAAGGUGCGGCGUCUCAAGGCAAGAACUGGAACGCGAAUCACUUCGAGCCCUCUGAAGCGGUUUGCACGGGACCUGCAGGCCGUACAGGAGCCGGUGUCGUGGUGCCCGUGCAGCAGCACUCGAAAGCCACCCUGCACCAAGACGCCGAAGAAGUGCGUCAAGAAGCGUCCGUGCACCAAGAAAGCGAAAAAGUGCAAAAAACCUUGUCGAAAGAAGGUGCAAGAACCCAGCAUGUCGCCCUUUCCUGUGCCGUAUUGAUCGCUAUUUCCUAAUCUACAUUAAGAUACCACCGUGAAACAAGUUUACGGGUCGAAGGACGGCUAAAAUAGCAGUGUUAGUAACGCCCAAUGCACCGCCUCCAUGCAUAUGCAAAUCGCAAUUGUAUAGCUUCAUUUGUUUGAUUAUAGGAGAAAUGACACA
Dermacentor andersoni is the source of this 2341-nucleotide messenger RNA. RefSeq lists its product as uncharacterized. The record is from RefSeq and is a predicted model, not a curated record. Lineage: Eukaryota; Metazoa; Arthropoda; Arachnida; Ixodida; Ixodidae.